AGCAGCUUGCUAUCCUACGACCUCCACCCAUGAGCAACGGACAGUACGCCCCGGCUAAUAUCACCGUCGAGCAGCUGGCGGCGAACCCAUUUAUAAUGGGUCAGCACCUAUUCCAUACCAUCGCCUCUGUCCAGUUCCCCUCCGACAAUGGAAACAACCACUGGAUCAUGGAUAACGGCGAUGACAAGCUACUUGAGUUGCUGGCCGCUAUGCCUCAUUCACGGCCGAGCAAUGUCGAGCGCAAGUUCACUUACCCUUGCGUCUUCACGAACCCGCGCAAGCCAGGGCGACAGAUCAAGAUUGAACCGCUCAUUGGCACAGCGGACGAUGGCGUGUACUUGCGCAGGUCCGACAUCGAGAAGCUGGGGCUGAGGUACACUGGCUAUGUAGCCAGUACCCGACAGGGCGACUGCAGGAUCUGGGAAGGCGUCCAGUUCAACAUCCCUAACGACCAUAACGCCGGGCAGACUACGUACUCGUCCCUCCACGUCUACGAGCUCCCGCUCUGGGUCCACAAAGUCCCCCGCGCGGACAACGCGAGCAACAGCAAGAAGCACGGCAUCAUCGGCACGCCAAUGCUCACGAAUCACGUCUUCUUCAUGCACCGCGGGGACGCGCACCUCAUCGACCUCGCCGUCCUGCGCGCGUCGCCCCCGCUGUUGAGCUGCUUCGACAAGAUGCGCCCCCUCGCGUGGGCGGCACUCGUCAAGCCCAACGCCCCCGGCCAGGCGAUCGGGGUGCAUGUGGGCAGGCCGUUCCCCGGGCGCGCGCUCGAGGUCGCGCUCGCCGUCGCGGAGCGCUGCCCGCCGCACGCACCGUUCGACGCGUUCGCGUUCCACGGCGGGGAGAUGGUGAAGAAGAUGCAUAUGGGCGACUUAUCGAACCCCGAGAUCGCGAAGAUGCGCCCGGUGGUGCGCGAGGCGGAGGCGUGCCGGGUGUGCGGGAGGGAGGACACGGCGGUGAAGCUGGAGAUCUGCACACGGUGUGUGCAGGAGCGGAGGCCGCAGAGGGCGCUGUACUGUGGUCAGGCGUGCCAGAGGAAGGAUUGGAAGGAGAAGCAUAAGGCGGAACACGCCGGGGAGUUGCCAUGGGGUAUACAGGAUCGGGCUGCGCGCGAAUGCGUGCGACACAGGAACGGUGACCUUUCCCUACCUUUGUAUGGCGCGGGAUACUGAGCCUUCAUCGCUGGUGUGGGGCCGUUGGAUGGUAUAAAAUCCGCAUUAUAUUGUAUCGGUGCUAUACGAGCUAUAUCUGCGUCCUUAUGACCAGUGUCUAUGUCUUGUCGUUCCAGAUGUCGAGGAAGAGCCUCCACAAAAUCGAGAAGAGUAAUCCCUGGAGACCAUUCGCGAGGAUACGCGUCUUCAGUCCGCGACCAAACAAGCCCUGCAGACCAUCCGCCGCGAUUACGGCGCGCGCGGCGUCCAUGUACCCAAUCUUCGUCUCGUUCACCUGGCGGUAGGUCUUCACU
Messenger RNA from Schizophyllum commune H4-8, 1468 nucleotides. RefSeq lists its product as uncharacterized. The transcript is spliced from 4 exons. Bases 30 to 1175 code for a protein of 381 amino acids. Lineage: Eukaryota; Fungi; Basidiomycota; Agaricomycetes; Agaricales; Schizophyllaceae. The record is from RefSeq and is a predicted model, not a curated record.